Messenger RNA from Tuber aestivum (summer truffle), 2504 nucleotides. The record is from the annotation of a GenBank genome assembly. NCBI's taxonomy places the organism in Eukaryota, Fungi, Ascomycota, Pezizomycetes, Pezizales, Tuberaceae.
UAUUAGUGCCUUACAUUGUCAUAUUCCAUCCGGGGCCAGCCCCGACCCUUCAUGUCUUCUCACCAACACAGGAUGGGCGACACGGCGUUACCUUCGUCCUCCGGAGAGGGUGGUUCUGGCAUUGGCCUCAGAAACGGCAGUAACCACAACCGAACCGGAAGACCUACCCAGGGUCUAGCGUACAAUCCGCUACGACGGCACCCUAGCAAUUCAAGCCUGUCUUCCGAGAAUGAAGAUGGGAACUCGAGAUCAGAUCCGCACCACUCCCUCACCGGCCCACCGCAGGGAAAUAUCUAUGAGCGAACUUCCGCCCCUGCGAGACUGCUCCCAACUCGCCCUACCGGCCCUGCAAUUCGCGGAUCCUCAGGUUCGGAGGGAACCAGUGACUCCCCCAUCAAACAUGCCCCUAAAGAGCACUGGAUGCAAGCACUAUGUACCAUCUCCCCAAUAGUCAUGAUGGUAGGACUAUUCCUUCUCGGGAUGGCCUUCACCGUAGGCCACUUCUUAUUUUACAAGCACUGGCAGGACCGCGUGGUUAGGGGGAAAUUGGAACAAGAGUACAUUAUACGAGCGGGCACUGCAUUCGCAUUUCUAUCGAAGGCGUCGCUAGCUGGCGCUGUCGUCGUCGCUCACAAGCAGAAUGCAUGGGGCACCGUGCGAAAGAGGGCUAUCACUCUGGAUGGGAUUGACGCGAUGUUUGUUGCGACGACGGACCUUACCUCGUUUUGGAAUUGGGAUAUGCUGAGGAGGGCAAAAGUUGCUAGUACGCUUGCCUUACUGGCUUGGUAUUUUUCUUCCCUUCCAUGGGGGUUCUUAUGGGAUUGCUAAUGAGGAUGACUACUGUAGGUGUAUCCCUAUAUCGGCGAUUAUAACCCCCGGCUCACUCUCCGUGAGCCUUGUCCAGCGACAGUUCAACACUUCAUUGCUUAUCCCCUCCACAAACUUCAGCGAUCCCAUAGGCUUUGUAACAGAACUAACACUUAGUAUCCUCCAAGACAAGACUCGGAAGACGAACGCCCCCGAGGCAAUCGCUGGCGCAACAAUAGGACCAAGCGCAUUCUUGUCCAGGAUCGCCAGUGCAGCUGCUACCAGCGGUGAAAUCCUCCCGAUUAAGCCCCCGCGACAAAAUUGUUCUUAUGUGCACAAAUUCCAUGGGCCCUCUCUCCGGUGCAAAACUGCGGACCUUCGAGCCACGCGGGAAAUCCAGCGGACAAUGGACUACGACAAGUCCGGAAGAAUCCGGUACGCCGCAGUAUAUGAUCCCGAAAUCAUCGGCGACACAUGUAGCAUACUCGUAGGCCUAGCCUACGACACCAUCGACGUUCAAAACCAAACAUACAGCAUCUGCGGACCAAACGGAGGUGGGUGCAUGGCCGGCACCGCCCAGGAAACGAAGCUCGACGAUCCGAACUACGGCCGGGCCUUCUCCUGUGAACUCUUCAACACGUCUUUUGCAGUGAACAUCUCUUUCCAGGAUUCCGUGCAGAAAUUCGGGGUCCGGAAGUUGGAGCAUUUAAGCCCCGUUUCUUGCUCGCCCUUGGGACAACCCACAAUAAAUCCUCGUCCAUCCAAGGAGUGGAAAUCUUCUUACGCGGUCUUCGCUGCUAUGGGUGAAAUACUCGUUGGGAACGUCACAAAGAACCGUUAUGAUGGAUUCGGGGGCUUCAGUCCCGUGUCAUGGGAUACCAAAAUACUCGAGACGACCUUGAUUGGCAGUUCUGAUUUCGCAAGCGUGAAUAUAUCCGACAUCCCGAACGACGUGUACACCGGAUCACUAGCCCGGGGGAUAGAAGAGCUGUCGCGGAACAUCACCCUUAGCCUCCUUAGCUCCAAUAAGUUUGGACAACCGAUAAGGAGCAAAGUACUCGUCACACGGCAGGAAAACAGGUACCUCUUUAACGAGAGGAACUUCUGGCUUGCCUCUGGCAUUGCAGUAUUCGUGACGGUGGGAGCUGUCCUGGUUGGUAUCCUGGCGUACCACACCAAUGGAGUUAGCCUCGAGACAAACUUUUCCACAGUCAUGGCCACAACGCAGUCCGGUGAGAUGCAAGAUCUAGUCCGGGGCGUUGAUGUUGACUCUAGAGAGUUGCAGAAUAUGGUUGGCUGGAGGCGUGCUAGAUUACGGACGCUGGAGAAUGGGGAUCGGAGAUUUGUACUUGAGGGGGAGGCAAAGGGAUAAGAUGUUUUACUCUGUUUUUGGUGUCCUUAUUUUGAACGUUGCAUUAUACCACCAUUCUUUUUUUCUUUUAUCGGCAUAUUAGAGUCAUGGGAUAUCAAUUCCUGGUUAGGUUGGAGCAUCCCGGUUGCCAAAAGUUUAGUUAGAGUUCCCCGUAACACCUGGAACGAGGUUAUGAUGAGUCACGAAUAUUGCGUUAUUGAAUUCUCUUAUUGUACAAGUAUACUUAUCAAGAUACCUGAGUACGGUGCAAUUAGAGAAAAAGAGAAUACACUAGGAAAGCGAGGUUGCUAGCCCUUGGGGGAAAUAGAACUAGUCUAUGGAUUAU